Schistocerca americana (American grasshopper) is the source of this 2217-nucleotide messenger RNA. RefSeq names its product proline-rich protein 36-like. The record is from RefSeq and is a predicted model, not a curated record. The coding region runs from base 1 to 2217 and encodes 738 amino acids. NCBI's taxonomy places the organism in Eukaryota, Metazoa, Arthropoda, Insecta, Orthoptera, Acrididae. The transcript has a single exon.
AUGACGCUUGCUAUUGGCUGCAGGCAACAGAGGCACUGGGUCAAGAACGAGGAAAGUUCCCUCCUCACUGCCCGCCUGUCCUUUACGGUUCCCACCUCGCUGCCCCCCCAUCCUUUCUGGUUCCCACCUCGCUGCCCCCCCAUCCUUUCCGGUUCCCACCUUGUUGCCUGCCUGUCCUCUCCGGUUCCCGCCUCGCUGCCUGCCCGUCCUCUCCGGUUCCCGCCUCGCUGCCUGCCCGUCCUCUCCGGUUCCCGCCUCGCUGCCUGCCCGUCCUCUCCGGUUCCCGCCUCGCUGCCUGCCCGUCCUCUCCGGUUCCCGCCUCGCUGCCUGCCCGUCCUCUCCGGUUCCCGCCUCGCUGCCUGCCCGUCCUCUCCGGUUCCCGCCUCGCUGCCUGCCCGUCCUCUCCGGUUCCCGCCUCGCUGCCUGCCCGUCCUCUCCGGUUCCCGCCUCGCUGCCUGCCCGUCCUCUCCGGUUCCCGCCUCGCUGCCUGCCCGUCCUCUCCGGUUCCCGCCUCGCUGCCUGCCCGUCCUCUCCGGUUCCCGCCUCGCUGCCUGCCCGUCCUCUCCGGUUCCCGCCUCGCUGCCUGCCCGUCCUCUCCGGUUCCCGCCUCGCUGCCUGCCCGUCCUCUCCGGUUCCCGCCUCGCUGCUAGGCCCGUCCUCUCCGGUUCCCGCCUCGCUGCUAGGCCCGUCCUCUCCGGUUCCCGCCUCGCUGCCUGCCCGUCCUCUCCGGUUCCCGCCUCGCUGCCUGCCCGUCCUCUCCGGUUCCCGCCUCGCUGCCUGCCCGUCCUCUCCGGUUCCCGCCUCGCUGCCUGCCCGUCCUCUCCGGUUCCCGCCUCGCUGCCUGCCCGUCCUCUCCGGUUCCCGCCUCGCUGCCUGCCCGUCCUCUCCGGUUCCCGCCUCGCUGCCUGCCCGUCCUCUCCGGUUCCCGCCUCGCUGCCUGCCCGUCCUCUCCGGUUCCCGCCUCGCUGCCUGCCCGUCCUCUCCGGUUCCCGCCUCGCUGCCUGCCCGUCCUCUCCGGUUCCCGCCUCGCUGCCUGCCCGUCCUCUCCGGUUCCCGCCUCGCUGCCUGCCCGUCCUCUCCGGUUCCCGCCUCGCUGCCUGCCCGUCCUCUCCGGUUCCCGCCUCGCUGCCUGCCCGUCCUCUCCGGUUCCCGCCUCGCUGCCUGCCCGUCCUCUCCGGUUCCCGCCUCGCUGCCUGCCCGUCCUCUCCGGUUCCCGCCUCGCUGCCUGCCCGUCCUCUCCGGUUCCCGCCUCGCUGCCUGCCCGUCCUCUCCGGUUCCCGCCUCGCUGCCUGCCCGUCCUCUCCGGUUCCCGCCUCGCUGCCUGCCCGUCCUCUCCGGUUCCCGCCUCGCUGCCUGCCCGUCCUCUCCGGUUCCCGCCUCGCUGCCUGCCCGUCCUCUCCGGUUCCCGCCUCGCUGCCUGCCCGUCCUCUCCGGUUCCCGCCUCGCUGCCUGCCCGUCCUCUCUGGUUCCCGCCUCGCUGCCUGCCCGUCCUCUCCGGUUCCCGCCUCGCUGCCUGCCCGUCCUCUCCGGUUCCCGCCUCGCUGCCUGCCCGUCCUCUCCGGUUCCCGCCUCGCUGCCUGCCCGUCCUCUCCGGUUCCCGACUCGCUGCCUGCCCGCCCUCUCCGGUUCCCGACUCGCUGCCUGCCCGCCCUCUCCGGUUCCCGACUCGCUGCCUGCCCGCCCUCUCCGGUUCCCGACUCGCUGCCUGCCCGCCCUCUCCGGUUCCCGACUCGCUGCCUGCCCGCCCUCUCCGGUUCCCGACUCGCUGCCUGCCCGCCCUCUCCGGUUCCCGACUCGCUGCCUGCCCGCCCUCUCCGGUUCCCGACUCGCUGCCUGCCCGCCCCGUCCGGUUGCCGACUCGCUGCCUGCCCGCCCCGUCCGGUUGACGACUCGCUGCCUGCCCGCCCCGUCCGGUUGACGACUCGCUGCCUGCCCGCCCCGUCCCGUUGCCGACUCGCUGCCUGCCCGCCCUCUCCGGUUGCCGACUCGCUGCCUGCCCGCCCUCUCCGGUUGCCGACUCGCUGCCUGCCCGCCCUCUCCGGUUGCCGACUCGCUGCCUGCCCGCCCUCUCCGGUUGCCGACUCGCUGCCUGCCCGCCCUCUCCGGUUGCCGACUCGCUGCCUGCCCGCCCUCUGCGGUUGCCGCCUCGCUGCCCGCCCGCCCUCUGCGGUUGCCGCCUCGCUGCCCGCCCGUCCCUUCCGGUCCCCGCCAUGCUGA